GUGUUUCAAGGGUUUUGACCGUUGGCAAGAAGUGACUUAGUUACUCGAUUUUGGAGUGGCAUUUCGGUGACAAACACCCGGAAGUGAACAUCGAUCGAUCAUCGGGAGCGAUCGAGUUUUAAACGAGCGUUUAAAACAAACGAUCGUUUAGCACAGCACGAACUGAUCGAGGCGGUGGUGAAGGAGUUUGUUGUAAAACAUUGUGCAACCAGUGAGGUGUUUCAAAUUUUGGCACCAAGUUCAACAGCUCCGGAGGACAUCCGUUGUGACAUAUUCUGCUAGGAGUAAACAUCAAGCUAAACGAAUUAAAAAAACUCAAACACACAAAAUGAGCUUUCAACGACAAACCUCAGCAAAGACGACGGAGCUGACGGCAUCCGUGCCGGUAAAGCUGCUCACCGCUGGAACGGCUGCCUGUUUUGCAGACUUCAUCACCUUCCCGCUGGACACGGCCAAAGUGCGGCUACAGAUUCAAGGCGAACAGCCGGUUAGAACAGUCGCCAUGGCUCCUGCCCUCAACACAUCCGCCUCACUCAAACUCAACCCGGCACCCAUGCCGGCGACUCAGCACGUGCAGUACCGUGGCCUGGUGGGUACACUCACAACCAUCACCAGACAGGAAGGCUUCCGGACACUGUAUAACGGGCUGUCCGCGGGUCUACAGCGUCAGCUGUGCUUCUGUUCCAUCCGCCUAGGAUUAUACGAUACCGUGAAAACAUUCUACGGUUCCCUGCUUAAAGAAAAUGAAGCUGGCCUUCAGAUUGGAACUCGAAUCUUAGCCGGUCUAACGACGGGUGGUGCCGCUGUCAUGAUCGCACAACCGACGGAUGUCGUCAAGGUGCGGUUUCAAGCGGCCACACGCUCGUCCACCGGGCGUCGGUACGCUUCCACGCUGGAAGCUUACCGGACGAUACACCGGGAGGAAGGGAUGCGCGGACUGUGGAAGGGUGCGAUGCCGAACGUGGGUCGUAAUGCGAUCGUCAACGUGGCGGAGAUUGUCUGUUACGAUGUGGUGAAGGACUGUCUCCUGCUGUACGCACACAUGCCCAACGAUAUCCGGUGUCACUUUUCGGCCGCGGUUGUAGCGGGACUGGCCGCAACAAUCGUCGCCUCGCCGGUGGAUGUGGUGAAGACGCGCUACAUGAACUCACCCCGCGGACAGUACCGUGGAGCGUUAGACUGUGCCAUCCGGAUGGGUGCCAAGGAGGGUGUCGCUGCAUUCUACAAAGGCUUUGUACCGUCGUUCGCACGGCUCGUCUCGUGGAAUGUGGUCAUGUGGAUCAGCUACGAGCAGCUCAAGCUGGUCAUCUUUAACCGAAGCUAAAGCGAUUCCGGCAGGCGAGCGCGGGGUCCGGGUGCUAGAUGCACCCGGCACCAGAUCCUUUCGCUCAGUGGCUCACGCGCACACGCUUCCGGAAUGUGUCUUAGCGCAAACGAAGUGUUGCUGAUAUAUAGCUAUUUUAAACAACAUGGAUAAAUUUAUGUUUUACAACGCGGUAUGACUGCGACCAAGUGUGACCGAGUCAGGGCAACAGGAUCAAGGGAAUGGAAACGGAUCGACCGGAUAGUGUCGAUCAGUAUGCAAAAACUGGUGCAGUAUCCUUAGGACGUAACAACGCGUUUCCAUGUGAUCCCUCAAUCGUUCAACAUUUCCACUUGAGCUUUUGCUUUUCGUUUACGAAUGUGAUAAUAAGUAUGUAUGUGUAUGUGUAUGUGCGAAGGAAAAAUGUAUGUCACGUCUUAAUUUUAAAAAUUAAUAAACCUCAAAGAAGAAACAAACAUGCUUACCUUUCAAGCAGAUCAAUGCAUG
This is a messenger RNA of Anopheles moucheti, 1810 nucleotides long. Its product is annotated as mitochondrial uncoupling protein 2-like. Gene Ontology annotation, biological process: mitochondrial transport; response to cold; adaptive thermogenesis. Gene Ontology annotation, cellular component: mitochondrial membrane. NCBI's taxonomy places the organism in Eukaryota, Metazoa, Arthropoda, Insecta, Diptera, Culicidae. The coding region runs from base 329 to 1324 and encodes 331 amino acids. The transcript is spliced from 4 exons. The record is from RefSeq and is a predicted model, not a curated record. Gene Ontology annotation, molecular function: oxidative phosphorylation uncoupler activity.